GUAUUAGUUGUGGUCUUGAAGGAAGCGGUCUCUGUCGUUCGGUCCCGUCCACAUCUUCCGUGGUCAACGGCGCGCGUGGUCCUCGUGGAUUCUCCUUUGAAGUGGUCAGCAGGAGGUGUUAUUUUUUUAGAAGUUGUUCUUUGGACGGUUUUCGUGUUAAUCGAUGCUAGGUGGAAUAAAAUUAAACCGGUCAGCGAACUCUCGAAAGAUUAUAGAAAUGAGCUGAUUAGUUAUUUUUAGUUUUGAAGCUGUUUUUUUUUGUGGAUUCUAUCAUGCUUAGUAUUCGCAAGCCGUGAACAAUGUUAUAACUAAGUGGAAUUGUAUAGGAUUAUCAAACAACCUGUAGGACUUAUUGUGAUUGAUAAUUUGUUAUAGCCGACAGCAUAGCAGUGUUCGUGACUUAAUCGGCUCGAAUUGUGAGGAAAACCGGUACCUCAAACUAAGUUUUGGGAAAGUUCAACAGUGUUGGUCAUCCAACGGAUUGUCGCAUAGUGAAACCGCCAUCAUCAGGGGGAUAAAGUGACUGAAGCGAGGUGUGACCUGACCAGUAGUGCAUCAAAUAAUCAAAAUACGACCCACAACAGCAAUAGCUUGGGGUGGCGAUUGGCUAAGCCGGUUCCGCCAGAAGGCGCAUUCAAAUACCAGCGACUAAGACGACGACGCCUGUGGAGCGUGUUUAGGGAAAGGAAGUAGCGGCUUGGCGUUAGUUGAUUGUUAUCUUACAUAGUCAGACGACGUCAAAUUCAUCAUGAGUUCUGGCAGCUUGGAUGAGACACACCUGUUUGGUGAGGUACCGGAAGCGAUAGCUCGUGAGGUCGGCCUCACCAAAGAUGGCACCACGCUUGACGUACCACUGGCUCAAUCGAAGCUAAGCUUACGGUCUUCGUCGCCGGAAGAAAAUGAUAAAAGUUCGGGAAUUGGUAGCGCUAUGAGCAGCAUUCUCAACGUGGAGCUCGAUCAACAAGAGAAGACCGGCAAACCGAACGGUGGUGACUUGUUUGUCGCGGUUCAAAAUUCCAGCGAUGAGACCAAGCCAAAUGGCGACGUAGACGGCGAUAACUGUUCCGGGGUAGAACAAAUCAACAGUCUCCAGACCGUGGUGAUCGACAUCGAGAACGAGAAUGGAAACGCUCACAACGCCGAGAUGAGUUUUGCCGACGCGGUACAACAGCUUCACACGACCUUCGCCAGCGGAAAGACGCGCAAUGUCGACUUCAGACUCAAGCAGCUCCGGAACCUGCUCCGCAUGUACGAGGAGAACUCCGCCGAGAUGGUGAAGGUGCUGGCUGCCGAUCUUCGCAAGCACAAGCAGGAAGCGCACGUGCUGGAGAUUGACUUCAUGAUCAACGACAUUCGGAACACAAUCUUCAAUCUGCAAGAAUGGGUCAAACCGGAGAAGCCGGAGAAGACCAUGGUGAACAUCAUGGACGGGGUGUACAUCUACAAGGACCCGUACGGCGUGGUGCUGGUCAUCGGAGCCUGGAACUAUCCGCUGCAGUUGACGCUGGUGCCGGUGGCGGGUGCGAUUGCGUCGGGAAACUGCGUCCUGAUCAAGCCUAGCGAGGUGGCCCCGGCUACGUCGCGGUUCAUUGCCGAAACGAUUCCCAAGUAUCUGGAUCCGGAAUGUUACCGUGUGGUGGAAGGUGGCGCAAAAGAAACAUCUGAGCUGUUGAAACAGAAAUUUGACUACGUUUUCUACACCGGCUCGGGACGCGUGGGACGAAUUGUGCACCAGGCUUGUAACGAGAACCUCACGCCGUGCACGCUGGAACUGGGCGGAAAGAGUCCUUGCUACAUCGACAGCACGGCAGAUAUUGCGAUCGCCACCAAGCGAAUCCUGUGGGGCAAGUUUAUCAACGCGGGUCAGACCUGUAUCGCACCAGACUAUUUGCUGUGCUCGCAACAGGUCCAGAAGCAAUUUCUGGAAGAGGCUAGAAAGAUUCUGAAGGAAUGGUACGGUACCAAUCCCAAGGAAAGUCCGGAUCUGUGUCGGAUCAUCAACCAGCAGCAUUUCCAACGUCUCAGUGCCAUGAUCAAGGGAGCAAAUGUGGCCAUCGGUGGGGAUACGGAUUCGCAGGAGAAAUACAUCGCCCCCACCAUCCUCGUAGACGUCAGCUCCAGCGAUCCCAUCAUGCAGGACGAAAUCUUCGGACCGAUCCUGCCGAUCGUCAACGUGGAAAACGCGUACGACGCUAUCCGCUUCAUCAACGCAAGAGCAAAACCACUGGUCUUGUACGUUUUUACCACCAGUAAGACGGAUGAAAAAAUCAUUAUUCAAAACACCAUUAGCGGUGGCGUUUGCCUCAACGAUACGAUAAUGCAUUUCGCAGUUGAAUCCCUACCUUUUGGUGGUGUUGGCCCUAGUGGAAUGGGGGCUUACCAUGGAAAGUACUCCUUCGACACGUUUACCCACCGAAAAUCCUGCUUGGCGAAAGACUUCAACAUGAUUGGCGAGAAACUGGCCUCAUCCCGGUAUCCACCGUACUCGGACACCAAGUUGUCUUUCCUGACAACGCUGCUCAAGAAACGGCAAGGCUUCUCGACGAAGUUCCUGCCGUACGUGCUGAUGUUUGGAGUUGGAGUUGCCACUACACUGCUGGUGACGUCCCUCAUGAAGGACGAUGAAUAGAUUGGCAAGGAGUGAAAACCAGCCCAAUCCAGGUCGGACUGUGCAGAUGAUAACCUCCCCCCUCAGAGACUGCAAAUUGAGCGCCGCAAGCGAUGGUAACAUUUCCAUGAAAUUCAUGUGAUAAAUCCCCUUGAAAUGGUUGGUUUUUAAAGGUGGUAAGGUUUCAGCUUUGUUUUUAGUUAUCUAGAAUGUAUACAAACACAGUCUAUCCUUCAUUCACCGUUAUUUUUAUUUUUGUCUGUAUGAGUUUUAGCGUUCCAGUGAUGGAACAUUACGUGUAUGUAUAAGUUUUAACUGUUUUUAAAGCAAUUUUAUGUUUAAAUGUUACAAAUGAAUAUUCAUGAAAACACCAAAACACGGGGUACUGUAUACAGCAAUACAAAUAAAGUGACUGCCUACAGAUAAUUCUGUAUGCAAUUGCA
This is a messenger RNA of Culex quinquefasciatus (southern house mosquito), 3051 nucleotides long. Its product is annotated as aldehyde dehydrogenase family 3 member B1. Gene Ontology annotation, cellular component: cytoplasm. The record is from RefSeq and is a predicted model, not a curated record. Lineage: Eukaryota; Metazoa; Arthropoda; Insecta; Diptera; Culicidae. Gene Ontology annotation, molecular function: aldehyde dehydrogenase (NAD+) activity. Bases 749 to 2629 code for a protein of 626 amino acids. Gene Ontology annotation, biological process: aldehyde metabolic process. The transcript has 11 exons.